Clupea harengus (Atlantic herring) is the source of this 2830-nucleotide messenger RNA. It is a transcript of the gene runx2a, whose product is annotated as RUNX family transcription factor 2a. Bases 1358 to 2731 code for a protein of 457 amino acids. The transcript is spliced from 6 exons. Gene Ontology annotation, cellular component: nucleus. Gene Ontology annotation, biological process: regulation of cell differentiation; regulation of transcription by RNA polymerase II; chondrocyte differentiation. NCBI's taxonomy places the organism in Eukaryota, Metazoa, Chordata, Actinopteri, Clupeiformes, Clupeidae. Gene Ontology annotation, molecular function: ATP binding; RNA polymerase II cis-regulatory region sequence-specific DNA binding; DNA-binding transcription factor activity, RNA polymerase II-specific. The record is from RefSeq and is a predicted model, not a curated record.
AUUGUCUUUUUGUCCUGCCAGCAUGAUAAAGAGGAAGUGAGUCACUUCUCGAUAACCGUUUGUUCAGUUCUCAACGUUUCUAAACCAAGAUAAGCUGUAGGCUUCAUUUAACAAAGUAAGCUGAGAAGGCAUUUCCACCAUUUUUCUUAUUUCAAUUAUCUCUUCCCCGUAGCAUAAUUUGUCAUUUGUACAUAUGUUAAUCCUUUUGAUUUAGCAAUUAUCAUUAUCUAGCUUCAAACCAUAUAGUCUAUAACUUACAAAAGUUCACAAAGCAAGCAAACUUUUGUAUUAUUGUUGAUCGUAUCAUGCCUAUACUGAGUUUAUUAUUACAAUUGGAAUUUGUCACCAGCAGCUAUGAAGCGAAUGUAUUUCAUUAUAUAGACCCCCAUGCAUUUUAGUGGAAGUUGUGUCCCUAAAUAGGCUACAAGGUCAUCUCUUUAUCCAAACCUCGACAGUCUGUAUGAACAAUCUAUAAGGACCGAAGCUUUCUUUUAAAAGUGAGACUUUUUACUGUGGAAAUACGGAGCUUUGACCUGAGCCAAACAGUAGAAUUCUUCCAUUUAUUUUGAUGCAGCGAGAUGACUGGCCUUACGCACCACGUGCUCUGGUCUCAUCAGCAUAAUAUUCGUCCUGGUUCUGCUUAUAUAUAAACCACAAAAACCUGAGCUGUAGAAGUCCCUGCCUCCUAAGACAAACCACACAGAGAGACAAAAAAAAACUGCGGGUUUACAUCUCCUUCAUCUGUCUGACCGCAACUUGUGGGAUCACCUUUUUAACCCUUGAAAACGGGCGCUCCUGUUAUGCGAGAGAAGUUUAAUUCUUUAACACAUUUCUGUUAAGACUUCGAAUUGUUUUCGCUACCAUUUCAGGCUUUGCUUUCUGUUUUCACUUUGACGCACGUACUCCGUUCGAUUUACGCAGCGUGCACGUCGACUUCAGUUGUGCCUAUUAAACAGCGUUGGAUACACGAUGAAACUUAUUUAUUAUUAGGCUAUGGGCAUUUAGGCUAUAUUUACGACAUCAUCGCUGAAAAGAAAAAAGACCACAGACCAUUAACCUCACGGGUCCAAUUCAAGAGGAUAAGCUGAUUUUGACUCUGACGGUUUUUGUCCUGAAGUUCAAGAUCAACAUUGUUUUUGCACACUGAUGAGAGACCUUAACUAAACGAAGAUAGGUUACAUUUGAACACUUUAUAUAUCACUACUAUAAAGGACGCUGAAACUUGUGCACUGUGCAUCGCUUGUAAGAUAACCUGAUGGCAGCGUAGCGGAAUGCACAUCUCUUGAAAGACUCCGAUUUAAAAGAAAAUCUUCGUCUUCAACCUAAGUGUCCUUACCUCUGCUGACAGAGUGUUGUGAUGCGCAUUCCCAUAGAUCCCAGCACAAGUCGGAGGUUCAGUCCGCCGUCCAACAGUCUUCAAACAGUCCCCGGAAAAAUGAACGAUGUGAACACGGCCACGACUCAGCAAGACGGGACUUCAGCUGUGCCGAGACUUCGGCCCCACGACAAUCGGACGAUGGUAGAGAUCAUCGCGGAUCACCCCGCAGAACUUGUUCGGACGGAUAGUCCAAACUUCCUUUGCUCCGUAUUGCCAUCGCACUGGAGGUGUAAUAAAACUUUGCCCGUUGCUUUUAAGGUGGUUGCAUUAGGGGACGUUACUGAUGGGACAGUGGUCACAGUUAUGGCAGGGAACGACGAGAACUAUUCGGCAGAGCUCCGCAAUGCUUCAGCUGUCAUGAAGAAUCAAGUCGCUCGAUUUAAUGACCUGAGAUUCGUGGGCAGGAGCGGUCGAGGCAAGAGCUUCACGCUGACAAUCACAGUAUUCACGAACCCACCCCAAGUGGCCACUUACCACCGAGCCAUAAAGGUCACCGUGGACGGCCCGCGGGAGCCCAGACGACACAGACAGAAGCUGGAGGACCCGCCGAAGGCCGGCUUGUUUUCGGAGCGCCUGAGCGAGCUGGAGCGCCUCCGACAGACCACUAUGAGGGUCGCCAUGCCAACACAGAGUCCCCGACCGCUCAACAACACGGCCAACUCCUUCAACCCACAGGGCCAGAAUCAGAUCUCAGAUCCCAGGCAGUCGCAGUCUUCUCCCCCCUGGUCCUACGAGCAGCCCUACACCCCUUACCUGAGCCAAAUGACCUCGCCUUCCAUCCACUCUACUACGCCCUUGUCAUCCACCCGAGCCACCGGCCUGCCUGCCAUCAGCGAUGUGCCAAGACGGCUCUCAGGUACCUCUGAUCUGAGCCCAUUCUCUGCUGACCCACGGCAGUUUGAGCGUCAGUUCCCCGGCCUCUCCUCGCUGACUGAGAGCCGCUUCUCCAACCCACGGAUGCACUACCCGGCCACCUUCACCUACACGCCCACCCCCGUCACCUCCGGUAUGUCCCUGGGCAUGUCCACCACCACCCACUACCACACCUACCUGCCUCCGCCCUACCCCGGCUCCACGCAGAACCAGACUGGGCCCUUCCAGACCAGCAGUACUCCCUAUCUGUACUACGGCGCCUCGUCCGGGUCGUACCAGUUCUCCAUGGUCCCAGGGGGGGACCGCUCCCCAUCCAGGAUGCUCCCGCCGUGCACAAGCGCCUCCACAGGUAGCUCCCUGAUCAAUCCUAACCUCCCCAACCAGACGGACGGAGGAGAGGCGGACGGGAGCCACAGCAGCUCCCCUACGGUGCUCAACUCCAGUGGCAGGAUGGAUGAGUCAGUGUGGCGGCCAUAUUGAGACCCCAAACACUAUUGAGCAUGUAAAGAACUAGGCCUGAACACAGCACUGUUUGCCUUGAAGUAAAACAAGAGUGUUUUUGGCUUUAAGUGUCUUCAA